This is a messenger RNA of Rattus rattus (black rat), 2669 nucleotides long. It is a transcript of the gene Znrf1, whose product is annotated as zinc and ring finger 1. The record is from RefSeq and is a predicted model, not a curated record. Bases 611 to 1396 code for a protein of 261 amino acids. The transcript has 6 exons. Lineage: Eukaryota; Metazoa; Chordata; Mammalia; Rodentia; Muridae.
GAGGAGCGCCGGCGAGCGCAGCCCGGGACCGAGCGGGGCGGCGCGGCUGGCUGGCGGGGCCGGCGGCGGCUGGAGCCGGAGCGCGACACCACGCGACCGCGGCUUCCAGAGCUCCGCCUGGCUGCCCCACCGCCGCGAGCCCUCCGGAAGCCUGGAGGAGUGCGGGCCGCCGGCGCCGGUCGUCGAGUCCUGAGACGGGGAACGCGCGCGGCGUUCCGAGCCUUCGCCGCUUCCUGCUGCGGGCGGGCGAGCGGCCUCCUCCGGCGCCUCCCUAUCUUCGCUGCGGCUUCUCAGGCUCCCGAGCCCGGGGGCGGCCUGUGGCGCGAGGCGCCCGCUCUGGACCGCGCGUCUUCGGACCUUAAGAAGAACAUGCAUUCGGCUUGGACAGUUUGAAAUUCUUAGUUUGGGGUCCCCGCACGCUUGCCUUUUCCACCCCGCGGAUUUUUUUUUGAGGAUUUUCCCUUCUCCUUUUUUCAUUUUCUCCCCUCGGGGCUCUUUUGUGACUCCCCCAACCCCCCGCCUUUAUGUUCGCCCGGCUCUCCACCCGCUUCUGAGUGGUGGGGGAGGGUCUCGGCCUCCACGUUCCCGCCCCACCGGGGCCCCGGCGAACAUGGGGGGCAAGCAGAGCACGGCGGCCCGGUCUCGGGGCCCCUUCCCGGGGGUCUCUACCGAUGACAGCGCCGUGCCGCCGCCGGGAGGGGCGCCCCACUUUGGGCACUACCGGACGGGCGGCGGGGCGAUGGGGCUGCGCAGCCGCUCGGUCAGCUCGGUGGCAGGCAUGGGCAUGGACCCCAGCACGACCGGAGGGGUGCCCUUUAGCCUCUACACCCCCGCCUCCCGCGGGACCGGCGACUCAGAGAGGGCGCCGGGCGGCGGAGGGUCCACGUCGGACUCCACCUAUGCCCACGGCAAUGGUUACCAAGAGACCGGCGGCGGUCACCAUAGAGACGGGAUGCUGUACCUGGGCUCCCGAGCCUCGCUGGCGGAUGCUCUACCUCUGCACAUCGCACCCAGGUGGUUCAGCUCGCACAGUGGGCUGUUGGUGCUGAAUCAAGACUGGACAGAUACAAGAAAAGAUUGGGGCAGUAAAGAGGUAGGACCCAUCUUGCUCACUGGAUGGCCUUUCAGGGAAGAAGGUUUCAAGUGCCCCAUUUGUUCCAAGUCUGUGGCUUCCGAUGAGAUGGAAAUGCACUUUAUAAUGUGUCUGAGCAAACCUCGCCUGUCCUACAAUGAUGAUGUGCUGACUAAAGAUGCGGGUGAGUGUGUGAUCUGCCUGGAGGAGCUGCUUCAGGGGGACACGAUAGCCAGGCUGCCUUGCCUGUGCAUCUAUCACAAAAGCUGCAUAGACUCAUGGUUUGAAGUGAACAGAUCUUGUCCAGAACACCCUGCUGAUUGACCCUUCUGGGCCUGCUUACGGACUCCUCUCAAAGGUUUAUUUUAUUUAUUCCAAGUAAAUGCCCAGAACAGCUGACGGUGUCAGGCAAAUCAGGGACAUUGGCUCUUUUUUCCCUCACCUCAAAAUCUGAUGACAAGCAAGGGAGAGUGAGGCAGAGGGAUUGGACCUCAGCUCCAGAGUGCAGGUCCAAAUUGCCGGCAUGAUGUUUGGCUUCUGAUGGGCCUGCCUGGACUGAACCAGAUGCCCCAGCUGACCAGCCUGCCCUCAGGGGGAUACACGCUGCUGCCACGGUGAGAUGGAGCGGCAGCGCUCAUCGAGAUGGAGCGGGACUGACUUCUUCCGACCCACACAGGGACAGCCAGCCCCUGUUCCUGGGAGGAGGCUCCUCGGACACUGGACAGAGCUGAGCUUGGGACACCAGAGAGAACAGGGCACCCUUCUGCACUGGCUUCCAGAAAACGGUCCUCCCCGAGGACACCCAGUGGAUGAGAGCGAGUCUGAGAGAAGAAUGAAUUGACCUCUAUCCUUCCCCUCACCCUCGACCCAGGAGGGAAAGGGCAUUUUCUUUUUCACCUUUGAAAGGCGUUGUGGGUCUGUCUUUAAAAAGUGUUUACAAACAACAAAAAAUUCUAUAAAAAGUCUCGUGUCGACUGGUGUUUUCCCUAUGAUGUUUACAGACUAUUGUUUGCUGCCCAGCUAAAACCCACUCAGUGACAGGAGCAAGCAUGGCCUUGCCCUCACCCCAGCGCUCUGAUGGUGGGUGGGCAGGCAGGUGGGCAGGUGGGCACACGUCACUUCCUUUGCCCAACACCCCAGUUGGCGCUCUGCAUCACUAACCUUUCUACCUUGGGGGAUUUGUUUUUUGUUUUCUUGUUCUUCUGUCCCAUUUUUCUGGCUUGGUUUUGCACUUUUCUCCCCUUAAAUUUCCAAUAUCUUGAUUUCCUUGCCAAAAAGAGGAAGAUGAAGAGCCCAUCACGGACACUUCCCCUCCGUCCCCACGUCUUCCCUGCCUUUCCUCCUGGAUCUGAUCCCUUCAGAGGAUUUAACAAUUGCAAAUACACUGAAAAAAAAAAAAAAAGCCUGGACGUUUUUCCUAGGCCCUUGUGAUUUUUUUUUCUGAGAAAACUUAAAACUUACUAAAGGACUAUGUACUACAAACCCUGUUUUCAGGCACACGGAAAAGAUUUUAGCCAUUGGUAUUCACACACGACAUUAGCCCGUGCAGGAUAGGUUUCUGUAUUUAUAUAUUAAAAUCAAAAAAAAAAAAAAAAAA